UGGUGAGGGCUCCGUUUGGACCGCCAGGCCCAGGCGGACCCCGAGGCUAAGGCGCGCAGGGGAGAGGCUACGCGGGACGCACGGGUGGGGAGCCCAGGUGGGUGGCUUGCCGCUCACCCGGCGCAGGGCGCACACCCGCCUCGCUGCGGGUUAGCAGAGGUCACGCCACCGCGGCCGCAGGAGGGGCCAGGGCGCACCCCGGAGCUGGGAACCUCCCUCCCUACGAUGAUCACUUCCCGGCACCGCGCCUCCCAGCUCCUCCCGCUGAUCCCUCUCCAGCCUGCAGGAUUCUGGAGGUGGGGUCGGGAGCGGGGAGUCUUUGGCGGCACGUCGGGUAAAUGUGGGCACCCCGCGAAGACAGAUGCAUGCAAGGAUAUUAGAAUGUACAAGGAGACACCUUCUGCCGGUCAGCCUUUUGCUUUCAAUUGUAUAAACCUGUCACCAACGUCUGGGAAAGUACAUGUAACAUGGUAUAAAUAUCCUGGCCAAAGCCCAAUAUCCACAAAUGCACAGUCCAGAAUUCACCAGGAGCAAAACUGGAUUUUGUUUCUCCCCCUGACACAGGAGGACACCGGGAUCUACCAAUGUGUCAUAAACUAUACAAACACCUGUCACAGAAUCCAUGUAAACCUAACUGUGUUAAGAAAAUAUUGGUAUUGUUUUUCUGGAAACAGUCAACUGAUUUUAUCAGAUGAAUACAAACAAAUAUUACAUGCCGGAAAAGACGACAGUCUUACCUGUCAUCUGAACUUCCCACAGAGUUGUGUUUUGGAUUCAAUAACGUGGUACAAGGACUGUAAAGAGAUUAAAGGAGGACGGUUUACUCGUUGGAGAAUUAAGCUCUCAGUGAGCAACGUUUCAGCAGAGGACGGAGGGGACUACGCAUGUCAAGCCCAACUGACACACACAGGGAAGCGGUACACUAUUUUAAACAGCAUCACUGUGAAUAUCACAGAAACGCAUGGAUAUGCAGGAAGAAUUCCUAAAAUCAUUUAUCCAAAAAACAAUUCAAUUGAAGUACAACCUGGCACUACUCUUACUGUAGACUGCAAUAUAACAGACACAAGGGAUAAUACAAAUCUCCGAUCCUGGAGAGUCAAUGACACCUUGGUGGAUGAUUACUACAAUGAAUCCAAACGAAUCAGAGAAGGAUUUGAAUCUCACAUUUCUUUUCAGAAACAUAUUUUUUACACAGUGAACAUAACCUUCUCAGAAGUGAAAAUGGAAGAUUAUGGCCAUCCUUUCAUUUGCCAUGCUGGAGUGUCGGCAGCGUACUUUGUUUUAAAACUCCCAGCCCCGGAUGUUCAAGCUUACUUGAUAGGAGGGCUUGUCACCCUGAUAGGCGCAGCAGUGUCUGUCACAUACAUCUACAACAUUUUUAAGAUUGACAUUGUUCUCUGGUAUCGAAGUGCCUUCCUUUCUACUGAGAUCAAAGAAGAUGGGAAGAUGUAUGAUGCCUAUGUCUUGUACCCCAAGCCCCAAAGAGAAAUCCAGAGUCAUGAGGUGGACACACUGGUGUUGAAGAUUCUGCCCGAGGUGCUGGAGAGGCAGUGUGGAUACAAAUUAUUUAUAUUUGGUAGGGAUGAAUUUCCUGGACAAGCUGUGGCCAAUGUCAUUGAUGAAAACAUCAAGCUGUGCAGGAGGCUGAUCAUCAUCAUAGUUCCUGAAUUCCUGAGCUUUGACCUGUUAAAGAACAUGUCCGAAGAACAAAUCGCAGUCUAUAAUGCGCUCAUCCAGGACGGGAUGAAGGUCAUUCUGAUUGAACUGGAGAAGGUCAAGGACUACACGGCCAUGCCAGAGUCAAUUCAGUACAUCAAGCAGAAGCACGGGGCCAUCCAGUGGAGUGGGGACUUCACAGAGCAGUCACAGUGUGCAAAGACCAAGUUCUGGAAAAAAGUGAGAUAUCACAUGCCACCCAAAAGGCCUCCACCGUCUUCUUCCGCCCAGAUGCUGAAGCACACGUACUGAGACCUCAUAGCCGGCAAGUGAGGGGCCAAGGUGGCCAAGAACACGGGAGUCCUAAUUCCUCAUGGAGGAUUUGCCAGUUUAAGGAAAAGAAGCUAUUUCUCUGGAUGUACCCAGGAGCAAAGCGACGGCCACUGAUGUGUUCCUCAUUCUGUUCCCCUCGCUGCCUCAGUUUUCUCUUCUCUGCUUUGUACCUGGAGAUUGCUAUCGAUGCUGGAGAAGGCUUGUUGGCUGCGGGGGUCAGACAGGCAUUUUGCCCUUCACUUUGGCUUAUGUGGAGUCCAUGCCCCAAAGCCUCCCCCUUCCUUCCAAGCCCUUUCUUUCCAGGGGAUGAAGAGAGACAGAGAAGCCCCAAGAGUCAGGAUACACUUGAAAGAACUCUGGCCAUGAUAUUCAGGGAAAAAAAUUUUAACUGAAGGGGGGAAAGAAAAUCAAUCGGCAUUGAACGUUUUGCAGUAGGCAGCCCACAGUUUUUGGAGAAUCCUAAGCUUUCUACUACCUUCUUAAAGUCACACAAAGAAUGCCCCUGGAGACAGGUGCUCCUGUUGAGACCCACGGCAUCACGCCUGGGGCCCAUGCUGUGAGUGCUCAGCUGGAGUAACUUUCCAAACGGUACUGCCCUGCCUGCUGGCUGGUGUCUUCUUCUUUAGGCAAGGACCCCGAGCCUUCCUGAUCCCCUGAGUAUCCACACAGGGCUACCGGCUCCCAUGGGGGCUUUGAAUAUUGUCCCCACUUGCUGCUUGGUCUUGAUUAUGAGGAGCUCAGGGAGUUUCGAAGCCUAAUCCUGGGAGGUAGGUGCCAGGAAUAACCUUCCGCUGGGCUCACUCUACCACGCAGUAUCCCAGGCCGGAAGAGUGUUUGAAGGAAGUACCUGAACUGGGGAGACCCAGCUGAGGCCUAUCCUGGGCCUCCGGAGGACCGUGCUGUCACCCCUCCUCCAGCCUCAAGCCAGUCCUACCACCUCUCGGAUCAUGUUCCAUUCUCCCUGAGACACUCAGUGGCUGUGAGUCCAAGCACCCUGGUAUGGUACCGGAAGUUGCUCACUUCUUGCCAUUAUUUCAUUGGAACGCCCCUGAAAUGAAACUCGACAAUAUGUCCUGAAGACUCUACUUGCCUCAGAGCCUUCCAGAAUUUCUGUAACAGGAGUUCAGAGGCAUUGUUUGGUUGGGGUAGUGGUGGUGGGAGAGAAGGGCUUGAAGUAGCGUUUGUGCAGAUAGCCCUUGGCCGAGGAUGGAGAAACCAUUAAUUCCGCGGGUCAGAGAAUGGGCUGGUCCCUAACAGAGAUUUCAGGGAAGGGGUGCUGGGAUUCCACUGAGGAUCCUCAAUUUAAUCCACAAUGCAGCCCCUGAAAUGUGCAUUUCCACUGUUUUGUAGGUGUUCUUUAACAUUACAUCUCAGCACUGGGACCCGUAAUUAAGUUGCUCGCGAUCGUGAAGUGUAAGCUUCAUACUGAGUACUCGCCCAUCUCAUUCUCAAUUUUAUUAGUACUAGUUUCCUGGUUUCAGCAGUUCCAUUUUUAAUUUCCACCAGUUUUUAGUGGAAUAAAGGGAUACAAUGUGGUAAAAAUGUAAGUGAUUGAAUUAGCCUGGCUUUGCCACUGAAACAUAGAUUAGAAGGUAAAAGCAAAAAAUAUUCAGUUGUCAGCUGUGGACUCAUGUCUAAGUUUGCACAACUAGGAAGGUUUAGGUGUCACCGGAUAGUGGAUAGAAAGGCAGAUUAUAUGAAAGCUGAAGGCCACCACUGAUUCUCUCCUGUUUUCCCCAGUGGGGCGUGGUGAGGUAAAUGGGGCUCCGGAUAACCUGAGGGGACAGGACUCACCUGGGGGCAGGGGUGAGAGGUGAAUAGGUCAAAGAAAAGAUGAAACACAUGUGUUGAACCCCUCCGUUACCUUUUGGCCUACCUUCCUAUAAUGACUGAAUCAACCACAGGACCCACUUCCUUUGGUUUCUCCCCUCAAAUACUGUGAGUCUGCCUGUGAGAAAGUCCUGGGUGAAGACUGAGUCACAUUAAAUAGAGGGUCCAGGAAGGUCUGGUCUUUUCCCAGAAGGUCAACCGAGAUAAAGACACAUAUGCGAAAGUGCCUGGCACAGGCCAUAGAGUCACGAGAAGUCGUCUGACCUACCUGGGGCUGGGGGGCAUGAUCCCCCAGCGCCUUCUGCCCCUGCCAAACUGCGGUGACUCAGAGGUCUGCCUGCUCUGGCCCAGUCGGUUGACUUUUCUUUGGCUCUUGAUCCUGACUCAUUUUUUAAUAAACUUUCCUCCAACAGA
This is a messenger RNA of Leopardus geoffroyi (Geoffroy's cat), 4233 nucleotides long. It is a transcript of the gene IL36R, whose product is annotated as interleukin 1 receptor like 2. The transcript has 12 exons. The coding region runs from base 226 to 1968 and encodes 580 amino acids. Gene Ontology annotation, biological process: signal transduction; regulation of inflammatory response. The record is from RefSeq and is a predicted model, not a curated record. Gene Ontology annotation, molecular function: interleukin-1, type I, activating receptor activity. NCBI's taxonomy places the organism in Eukaryota, Metazoa, Chordata, Mammalia, Carnivora, Felidae.